AUGGAGGACUUGCCCGAUCGUUCUUGUGCUUACUGCGGUAUCACGUCUCCCGACAGUCUAGUGCACUGUCAGACGUGCGACAAAUGGUUCUGUAACGCAAAGACCUCCCGCGCCGGGUCCCAUAUUGUCACCCAUAUGGUUUUUUCCAAGCACCAGAGCCUGUGUCUUCACCCGGACUCUGAUUUCGGCGAGACCAUGCUGGAGUGCUACAAUUGCGGCAACCGCAACCUGUUCGUGCUUGGAUUUGUUUCUGCGAAAACAGACUCGGUCGUCGUGAUUCUGUGUCGUCUGCCCUGUGCCGCGUCCAAGAACGCUGACUGGGACACAGAGAACUGGCAGUCGCUGGUAGAAAACCGCCAGCUGCUGCCGUGGAUGGCCAAACCGCCGUCCGAGGAAGAAAUACAACACGCCAGACCAAUUACAGCCGUCCAGAUAUCCAAGCUGGAAACAAAAUGGAGGCAGGAUAAGGAUGCCACGCUCAUGGACUUGGACCAGGAAGAAGUCGAGGAGGAGCUCGAGCCAAUUUUGAUGCGGUAUUCCGACGCAUACCAGUACCAGCGGGCGUUCUCGCCGUUGGUGCAGUACGAGGCCAAUUACGACAAGUUGCUCAAACAGUCGCAAAGUCUCCAGAUCCGAAAUAUAGAGUGGAGUCUGGGAGAUAAUGGCAUGCGACUGGCCUCGUUCACCUUGCCGUCGUACGACGCAUUUGCCAUCAAGCUUAACGUCGGCGACCCGAUCGAGCUGAAAUACUCGGGGCCAGAACUUGGCGACCCGUGGCAGGUCAGCGGAUACAUUGUCAGAGUGCCUGGUGUUUUAAACAACUACUUCACCGCAGAGCUGCUCGCCUCACAGUCAGAUAAAAUGCCCGUCCACAUCUCGUCGGGCUUCACUGCAGACCUCGUCUGGAAGGGAACGUCGUACGAUCGCAUGCAAAAAGCCAUGAAGCACCUGGCCGUGAACAGCAAGACUGUCUCCGAGCACGUCUACUCUGCUCUGCUUGGAAUCGACCACCAACCAACAGCGUUCCCAGUCAGCCAGAAGCAGAACUACUCGGUGCCAAAGUCCACGAAGCUCAACGCUUCACAGGACAAUGCCAUCAAGAGCGUGCUUUCCAAGCCGUUCUCUCUUAUUCAGGGUCCUCCCGGUACAGGGAAAACAGUCACCUCUGCAAACAUCGUAUACCAACUGGCAAAAAGACAGAAAAAGCCCGUGCUGGUGUGUGCGCCGUCCAACGUGGCCGUCGACCACCUGGCGGCCAAACUCGAGUCGCUUGGUCUGCGAGUGGUGCGUUUGUUCUCGAAGAACCGCGAAGAUGUUGAGUCGUCCGUGCAACACCUCUCGCUCACGGAAAAGGUCAAAUCGACUGCAGCCAUCAAGGGCUUUUACAAGUCCAAGGACUCCAACGGCAAAUUGUCCGCUGCAGACGAAAAACAGCUCGAAACACUCCAGUUUAAAGAGCAGCGCAGACUUAUCGUGAACAGUCAGGUGGUAUGCUGCACGUGUGUGGGAGCCGGAGACCACCGUUUGGACAAGCUCAAGUUCCCUAGCGUGCUGAUCGACGAGAGCACGCAAGCAUCCGAGCCCGAGUGUUUGAUCCCAAUAGUGAAGGGCGCGAACCAGGUGGUUUUGGUCGGAGACCACCAGCAACUGGGUCCGGUGAUAUUGAGCAGAAAGGCGGGCGACGCUGGACUCAAGCAAUCGAUGUUUGAACGGCUGAUCCAUCUGGGCCAUAUUCCGAUCCGGCUGGAUGUGCAAUACCGUAUGCAUCCAUGUUUGUCGGAGUUUUCAUCGAACAUUUUUUACGAUGGUAGCUUGCAGAACGGAGUUUCAGCAGAAAGCCGGAUCCGCGCCAACAACAUGUUCCCAUGGCCGAUCAGAGAGAAACCAAUGAUGUUCUGGGGGGUGGGUAGCUCCGAGGAACUUGGACCGUCCGGGACGUCAUAUUUGAACCGGGCAGAGGCCAUUAACUGCGAGCGGGCCAUCACGCGACUUUUUGCCGAGGGGGUCGAGCCGAGCCAGAUCGGCGUGAUAACUCCGUACGUUGCGCAGAAGGAGUUCAUUGUGCAGUAUAUGGGCACGCACGGGACGUUUGCGGACAAGUCGAAAUAUCUGGAGGUCGAGAUAGCGUCGGUUGACGCUUUCCAAGGACGCGAGAAGGACUACGUGAUCUUGUCGUGUGUGCGGGCGAAUGACAACCAGAGCAUCGGGUUCCUCACAGAUCCACGCCGGAUGAACGUUGCAUUGACCAGAGCACGGUACGGCAUGGUGAUAUUAGGUAAUCCGAGAACUUUGAGCAAAAACAGUAUAUGGAGUCGGCUAUUGCUGCAUUACAGAGAAUGUGGCUGUUUGGUGGAAGGAGACUUGGACAAUUUGAGACUGAGCAAUCUGCAAUUGCAACGGAGCGUGCCGUAUCGCGCCAGAGAACAGGGAUCUUCCACUCCGACCAGCGCGGGAGAUCUGUUUGGUAGCCAGCUGGACCUGAAUCUGCACGGGGGUGCACAGAGCUGGCCCAAGCUGGGAAGCGAGCUGGACACGCCGGCAAACGCCCGCAGCAUGCAUGACGAUGAGAUCAAAAAUCUGGCCGAGCAAUUGCAGGGCAAGAUAAGAUUCUGA
Messenger RNA from Ogataea philodendri, 2613 nucleotides. RefSeq lists its product as uncharacterized. Lineage: Eukaryota; Fungi; Ascomycota; Pichiomycetes; Pichiales; Pichiaceae. Gene Ontology annotation, biological process: nuclear-transcribed mRNA catabolic process, nonsense-mediated decay. The record is from RefSeq and is a predicted model, not a curated record. The transcript has a single exon. Gene Ontology annotation, cellular component: cytoplasm. The coding region runs from base 1 to 2613 and encodes 870 amino acids. Gene Ontology annotation, molecular function: RNA binding; RNA helicase activity; zinc ion binding.